This is a messenger RNA of Arachis ipaensis, 1017 nucleotides long. The record is from RefSeq and is a predicted model, not a curated record. NCBI's taxonomy places the organism in Eukaryota, Viridiplantae, Streptophyta, Magnoliopsida, Fabales, Fabaceae.
AUGAGAAUCGCAACAGAGACAGCAGGAGCUUUAUCAUAUCUUCACUCAGCUGCUUCCAUACCAAUUGUCCACAGAGAUGUUAAGAGCGCCAACAUUCUCUUAGACGAAGAUUACACUGCCAAAGUCUCUGAUUUUGGAGCUUCUAGAUUUGUUCCAUUGGAUCAAACUGCACUAGCUACAAUGGUGCAAGGAACUUUUGGUUAUUUGGAUCCAGAAUACAUGCAAACUAGCCAACUAACCGAGAAAAGUGAUGUGUAUAGCUUUGGUGUUGUGCUCGCGGAGCUUCUUACAGGAAAGAAACCUUUUUCAUUUGAGAAGUCGGAAGAGAAGACAAAUCUUGCUAAGUACUUCUUAUCUUGCGUGAAAGAGGAUUGCUUGUUGGAGGCUCUUCAAGUUGGAAUACUGAAUGAAGGAAAUAAGCAGGAGAUUGUGGAAGUUGCUAUUAUUGCAACAAAGUGUUUGAGACUUACAGGGGAAGAAAGACCAAGUAUGAAGGAAGUGGCAAUGGAAUUGGAGGGAAUAAGGCUAAUGUCAAAGCAUCAGUGGGUUAAUAAUGGAGACAAGAAUUUUGAAGAGAUCCAACACUUACUUCCUAUAUCAUCAUCGUCAGAAAGAUAUGAACAUGGUGAUAGCAGUAGUGGUCAUCAAACUACACAAUAUGAUAGCAUCAUGAAGGAUCAAGAAGAAAUUGCUUCUCGGAAAUUCUCACCUUCUUUCAACGGUGCCACCCCGCAACAGUCGCCAUUGCGCAUAGCCUUGGGAGACGCUGUCAUGCGCACCGAGAAGGACCGUGCAACACCGUCGCGAGGAUUGCUUCGUUCGUGCAGCCGUGGAUGUCCCAGUCGGAGAAGAUUCCCCCCAGCCGGCGACGGUUCACCCUCCGACAUCGUCAUUCAUCACCACAAGGGUGGACAUGCCACUUUCUAUGGUGGUGGUGAUGCUUCCGGCACAAUGGGUCAGUUUAUUGGAGCCAUUUUUUGUGCAUGUGUUGAUUAUAUUAACAUAAUAAUAACAUAA